CCAAGACAUCUUCCAGGAAGCUGCUGAAGCCGAGAAAAAAAAACAAGAAAGAAGAAAACCUUUCUCAAGUGUCAUCUGUGAAAAGCGUUUGGCUUUCAAAUCUGUUUUUGAUGCUCAUAUGAGAACUCAUACGGGUGAAAAGCAGUUUACAUGUGUGACCUGUGGAAAAUGUUUUACUCAAAAACAUGUUUUAACUCAGCACAUGAUGAUUCACACUGGUGAAAAGCCGUUUUCAUGUGUGAAUUGUGGAAAAAGUUUUAGUCAAAAACACGAUUUAACUCGGCACAUGAGGAUUCACACUGGUGAAAAGCCGUUUUCAUGCGUGACCUGUGGAAAACGUUUUACUCAAAAACAUGUUUUAACUCAGCACAUGAUGAUUCACACAGGUGAAAAGCCGUUUUCAUGUGUGAAUUGUGGAAAAUGUUUUAGUCAAAAACACGAUUUAACUCGGCACAUGAGGAUUCACACUGGUGAAAAGCCGUUUUCAUGUGUGAACUGUGGAAAAAGUUUUGGUUAUAAACCGGCUUUAACUCAGCACAUGAUGAUUCACACUGGUGAAAAGCCGUUUUCAUGUGUGAACUGUGGAAAACGUUUUAGUGAAAAACAGCAUUUAACUCGGCACAUGAUGAUUCACACUGGUGAAAAGCCGUUUUCAUGUGUGAACUGUGGAAAACGUUUUAGUGAAAAACAGCAUUUAACUCGGCACAUGAUGAUUCACACUGGUGAAAAGCCGUUUUCAUGUGUGACCUGUGGAAAAAGUUUUAUUCGAAAACCGGAUUUAACUCAGCACAUGAGGAUUCACACUGGUGAAAAGCCGUUUUCAUGUGGAAAUUGUGGAAAAAGUUUUAGUCAGAAACAAAAUUUAAUUCAGCACAUGAGGAUUCACACUGGUGAAAAGCCGUUUUCAUGUGUGAACUGUGGAAAAAGCUUUAGUCAAAAAACGCAUUUAACUCAGCACAUGAUGAUUCACACUGGUGAAAAGCCGUUUUCAUGUGUGAACUGUGGAAAACGUUUUAGUGAAAAACAGCAUUUAACUCGGCACAUGAUGAUUCACACUGGUGAAAAGCCGUUUUCAUGUGUGAACUGUUGA
Xiphophorus maculatus (southern platyfish) is the source of this 1090-nucleotide messenger RNA. Its product is annotated as gastrula zinc finger protein XlCGF8.2DB-like. The record is from RefSeq and is a predicted model, not a curated record. Gene Ontology annotation, cellular component: nucleus. Bases 119 to 1090 code for a protein of 323 amino acids. Lineage: Eukaryota; Metazoa; Chordata; Actinopteri; Cyprinodontiformes; Poeciliidae. Gene Ontology annotation, molecular function: DNA-binding transcription factor activity, RNA polymerase II-specific; RNA polymerase II cis-regulatory region sequence-specific DNA binding. The transcript has a single exon. Gene Ontology annotation, biological process: regulation of transcription by RNA polymerase II.